This is a messenger RNA of Paramisgurnus dabryanus, 1434 nucleotides long. RefSeq names its product structural maintenance of chromosomes 1A (gene smc1a). The record is from RefSeq and is a predicted model, not a curated record. Lineage: Eukaryota; Metazoa; Chordata; Actinopteri; Cypriniformes; Cobitidae. Gene Ontology annotation, molecular function: protein binding; DNA binding; ATP binding. Gene Ontology annotation, cellular component: meiotic cohesin complex; nucleus; chromosome. Gene Ontology annotation, biological process: sister chromatid cohesion.
AUGGACGCUAUCAGUUUUGUAUUGGCCGAGAAGACUAGUAACUUGUGUGUUAAAACACUGAAGGAUCUCAUCCAUGGAGCUCCGGUGGGCAAACCUGCAGCCAAUCGAGCUUUUGUAAGCAUGGUCUACUGUGAGGACAAUGGAGAUGAAUGCACCUUCACACGGGCUAUCAUUGGUUCCUCCUCAGAGUACCGUAUCAACAAUAAGGUAGUUGGGCUUUCGGACUACAGUGAGAAACUGGAGAAACUGGGUAUCCUUAUUAAAGCCAGAAAUUUUCUUGUGUUCCAGUCCCUGGAUGAACAGAAGCGUAUGGAAGAGGAGUUGACUGAAGAAGUGGAGCUCGCCAAAAGAAGAAUUGAUGAAAUAAACAUGGAGUUGAACCAAGUGAUGGAGCAACUUGGAGAUGCUCGCAUUGACAGGCAGGAAAACAGUCGCCAGCAGCGCAAAGCUGAAAUUAUGGAGAGCAUUAAACGUCUUUAUCCUGGCUCAGUGUAUGGCAGACUGAUCGACUUGUGCCAGCCCACCCAGAAGAAAUACCAGAUUGCUGUAAAACCGGAGACCUUUCUGCCUCUCGACUAUUUAGAGGUGAAGCCCACAGAUGAGAAACUGAGAGAGCUUCGUGGGGCCAAGCUUGUGAUUGACGUGAUUCCCUAUGAGCCUCCGCACAUAAAGAAGGCCCUCCAGUAUGCAUGUGGAAAUGCUCUUGUGUGUGAGAACGUGGAGGACGCCCGCAGAAUUGCCUUUGGAGGACCCUAUCGUCAUAAGACUGUGGCCUUGGAUGGAACUCUCUUCCAAAAGUCUGGUGUGAUCUCUGGAGGAGCCAGUGACUUGAAAGCACAGCGUCCUAUGAUGUUGCUGUGCCUUACAGAGUUCGAGGCUGCCCGUAAAAGAGCAAAGAAAGCAAAACAGGCUUUUGAACAAAUAAAGAAAGAGAGGUUUGACCGUUUUGAUGGUUUUUUUCAAUCUGUGGCCACCAACAUUGAUGAGAUUUACAAGUCAUUAUCGCGUAACAGUAGCGUACAGGCAUUCCUGGGGCCUGAGAACCCAGAGGAACCUUAUUUGGAUGGAAUUAACUACAACUGCGUGGCUCCAGGAAAGAGAUUCAGGCCCACGGACUACCUAUCAGGAGGGGAGAAGACAGUUGCAGCUUUAGCACUGCUUUUUGCCAUACACAGGUGCAACACUACGCCUUUCUUUGUCUUAGAUUAGACUGAUGCUGCUUUGGAUAACACCAACAUUGGCAAGGUGGCAAACUACAUAAAAGACCAGUCUGUCCAGAAUUUUCAGGCUAUUGUCAUCUUUCUUAAGGAGGAGUUUUACACAAAAGCUGACUCACUCAUUGGGGUUUACCCUGAGCAAGGAGAUUGUGUCAUAAGUAAGGUGCUGACUUUUGAUCUUUCCCAGUCCGAUCCGGAUGCCAAUCCUAAUGAUUAA